Molecule: messenger RNA, 2844 nt
Organism: Coregonus clupeaformis (lake whitefish)
Lineage: Eukaryota; Metazoa; Chordata; Actinopteri; Salmoniformes; Salmonidae
Gene: ppp5c
Product: protein phosphatase 5, catalytic subunit
Exons: 13
Coding region: 39-1523 (494 amino acids)
Cellular component (GO): nucleus; cytosol
Molecular function (GO): protein serine/threonine phosphatase activity; protein binding
Source: RefSeq, a predicted model, not a curated record
UAGGACUGCAACGUGCGCACUUUGCGACUGUACUGUCAAUGGCGAACGAUACGGCAACUUCCGCUAGCGGCAGCAGAGAGAAGAUGGCGGAGGGAGAUAAAAAUGCAGAGAAACUCAAGGAGAUGGCGAAUAAUUGUUUUAAAGAGAAAGACUAUGACAAUGCGAUCAAAUACUACACGGAGGCGUUGGAGCUCAACCCGGCCAGCGCCAUCUACUUCUCCAACCGCAGCCUGGCGUACCUGCGGACAGAAUGCUAUGGCUACGCCCUGGCCGACGCCACCAAGUGUCUGGAGAUCGACAAGAACUACAUCAAGGGCUACUACCGCAGAGCCACAUCCAACAUGUCCCUGGGAAAGUUCAAGGCUGCACUCAAAGACUACGAGACGGUAGUGCGGGUGCGACCCAACGAUAAGGACGCUAAGAUGAAAUACCAGGAGUGCAACAAGAUCGUGAAACAGAAAGCCUUCGAGAGAGCCAUCGCCAGUGACGAGAUCAAGAAAUCGGUCGUAGACUCCCUAGACAUCGAAAACAUGAUGAUCGAGGACGAGUACACAGGACCGAAGCUGGAAGAAGGGAAGGUGACGAUGACGUUCAUGAAAGAGAUGAUGGAGUGCUUCAAAGACCAGAAGAAACUGCACAGAAAGUGUGCCUAUCAGAUUCUGAUCCAAGUCAAAGAACUCUUAUCCAAACUGCCCAGUCUAAUUGAGAUCACAUUAAAAGAGACAGAGAAGAUUACCAUUUGUGGCGACACACACGGACAGUUCUACGACCUUCUGAACAUCUUUGAGCUGAACGGCUUACCCUCCGAGACCAACCCCUAUCUGUUUAAUGGAGACUUUGUGGACCGUGGUUCGUUCUCCCUAGAGGUCAUCCUGACUCUGUUUGGCUUCAAGCUGCUCCUCCCUGACUCCUUCUACCUGCUCAGAGGAAACCACGAGACUGACAACAUGAACCAGAUGUAUGGUUUUGAGGGGGAGGUGAAGGCCAAGUACACCACUCCAAUGUUUACGCUCUUCAGUGAGGUCUUCCAGUGGCUGCCUCUGGCACAGUGCAUCAACGGAAAAGUUCUGGUGAUGCACGGAGGGCUGUUCAGUGAGGACGGAGUGAUGCUGGAUGAUCUGAGGAAGAUCGACAGGAACAGACAGCCCCCAGACUCUGGUCCCAUGUGUGAUCUUCUCUGGUCUGACCCACAGCCACAGAAUGGGCGGUCUGUCUCUAAGCGAGGUGUGAGCUGUCAAUUUGGUCCUGACGUCACAGAGCGGUUCCUGGAACAGAACAACCUGGAUUACAUUGUCCGCAGCCACGAGGUCAAGGCCGAGGGUUAUGAGGUCACACACUCAGGGAAGUGCAUCACAGUCUUCUCAGCGCCCAACUACUGUGAUCAGAUGGCUAAUAAAGGAGCGUACAUCCACCUCAGGGGAUCAGACCUCAAACCAGAGUUUCACCAGUUCACUGCUGUGCCUCAUCCGAAUGUGAAGCCGAUGGCGUACGCGAACUCCCUGAUGCAGAUGGGGAUGAUGUAGAGGCCACGCCCACGACACUCAGCCUGACCCCUCCCUCCUGGCCGGCCACACCCACCAGUCCUUCCAGCACUUAGACAACAACAUGCCCUGGUCCACUGGUCCAUGGGAUCCCCCUCUCCCAGCAGUUCCCUACCCCCUCCCCUUGGCCUUAUUUCUUUGAUGUUUGUACAUCUGAAGGGUCAGCACUUUACAGAUCUGCAAACAUCAAAGGGGUUAGUGCCAAGCGGAAGGAAUGGGGAGCGAAUUGCGACCAGUUCCGAUAAUCCCUCUUGUUGCAUUCUGAGUAGACAACAUGGUGGUGUAAUGGUAGUUAAGGUGGAAAGAGAUAUAUUCGACCGGCACAGUCAAGAACUGGGUGUGUUCAUUUUUUUUUGUAUUGCUAAAACUGGAAAACUCAAUCUCUCCCAAAUAUCUGUCCAUAUUGGUCCCACACAUGGGUUUCAUUUCUGGCUAUUGAUGCGUUUCAUUCCCGGUAGUGAUUUAGAACUAUGAAUUAUACUGUAUUGUUAUAUAAGAACUGGAAUGAUCAGAACUGUCUGGUUUUACAAGAACACACGGCAGUGAAACUGUUCUGCUACUGUUGGUUGUUCUUCUUGGUCUACUGCACAGAUUAUAGCGUCUCUGGUUUUGGGGGGGGGGGCAGCAGAAUGUCUAUGCUAUAGUAUUGGUUCAUACAUCCUGUAAAAUAUAGUUUAAAGUUAAAUAUUUUUUACAGUAUGGCAAACGUAAGUUGUAGAAAAUGUAGCUAUGAUUCCAUCUUCAGGAGAAAACAAGGUGUUUUGGGAUGAACCUGGUUGUUUUGUCUACAGUCUCACUGCAUGGUGCUGUUCAUUACUGCUAGUCAGGUGUUUUAGACACGCAUGUAGGUUCCUUCACAUUCAACAUGUACAAAACUCAUCGUUGUGACGUUGCUGUUGUGCACUGCUGCGCCUCUCCUCUACCUGUUGGGGGCAGUGUUGCCGCUCUCCACGUCAACUCUUCAGUCUCCUGGCAGCACAACCGCUCUUCUCUCCCGACCUGCUUUGCUACAAUUCCAAGUCACUGGUGUGACGCUCCAACCCGCUCCACCGUUAGUUUUGUCCACCAGUGACUUUUGCCGUUGUGUGGAUGUAUAGCCCAGAAGUCCAGACAACAAGCCUCCUCUUCUCUCUCAAGCGCACAGCUGCAGUGUCCAAUAUUGGCCCUAAACUUUUUAGAUAAUGAUAUACACUGAAGUGUAUGUGUGUGUGUAUAUAUAUAUAUAUAUACUAUCAUUUAAAAUUAAUUCUGUGUACAUGCUUGGAGAAAAAAAAAGUUAUUGAAUAAAAAAAAAUCCAGUCCA